Molecule: messenger RNA, 741 nt
Organism: Alternaria atra
Lineage: Eukaryota; Fungi; Ascomycota; Dothideomycetes; Pleosporales; Pleosporaceae
Exons: 2
Coding region: 1-741 (246 amino acids)
Source: RefSeq, a predicted model, not a curated record
AUGGCAGAGGCAGCCGGUCUUGUUGUUGGUGUCGUCGCCCUUGCUGGCCUCUUCAACAACACAGUCGAGUGCUUCGAGUUCGUCCAACUCGGCCGCACAUUCGGAAAAGACUUCGAGACAAGUCAGCUCAAGCUCGACAGCGCAAGACUCCGCCUGUCGCGGUGGGGCAAGUCUCUGAGUCUGGACAAUGAUCACGCCGAAGCCUUGUUGGGUCAGAUCGUAGAACUAUUCGCGGAAGCUGAAGGCGUGUCAAACAGAUACAGGGGCCGGACAGAGCCUCAGGACGGCAGCCUUGCAGUAUACGAUCCACAAACCGACCUGGAUCCGGCGAUGGCGAAGCUCCACGAGAAAAUGCGCCAGCUAGCUAUCGAGCGCCAGAACCGGUCUGGCGUACGGCAAAAGGCCAGGUGGGCAUUAUAUCAAGAGAAGCAGUUUAGACGACUGAUCGAGGACAUCACCGAGUUGGUCAACGACUUAGACAACCUCUUCCCCAACACUCAGCAGUCCCAGCGUGAGCUCUGCGACAUCGAAGUCUCUACUAUUGGAGAAGGUCAAGACAUCUCUGUGUUGAGAGAAAUUGCCGCCGCCCAGGACAAGUUGUUAGAGCAAGCUAUCACGAAGGCUGCGGAGGGUGCUGGGAAGUCGCACCACAUCGUCUUUUCGGGCAGUGGAAACACUGGCCUUCAGCUGGGCCACAACUCUGGUACAAUGUCAGGGUUUACAUUCGGGAGAGGCAGCUGA